AAACGUGGUGGGCAUCCCUGCAAUCCCAAAGUUCGGAUACUAGUAGUACUAGAAAAGUGGGUGAAGGAAGUUGACUCCACAUUUGUGCUGUUACAUCCUACCUUUCUUUCUCUUCCCUAAAAAUGGAGACAGUUGAUUACACUCGGGAAUUUGUCAAGAACGUGAAACGAGUGAUUGUCAAGGUUGGGACUGCAGUUGUGACUCGAGCUGAUGGAAGAUUAGCACUUGGAAGAUUAGGAGCGCUCUGUGAACAGAUUCAGGAGCUUAAUUCGCAAGGGUAUGAAGUUAUUUUGGUGACUUCAGGUGCUGUAGGUGUUGGUCGUCAGCGGCUUAGAUAUAGGAAGUUGCUGAACAGCAGUUUUCUUGAUCUUCAAAAGCCCCAAACUGAGCUUGAUGGCAAGGCUUGUGCUGCUGUAGGCCAGAAUGGCCUCAUGGCUCUGUAUGAUUCUUUGUUCAGUCAGUUGGAUGUGACAUCAGCUCAGCUUCUGGUGACUGAUAAUGACUUUAGAGAUCCAGAUUUUAGGAGACAACUCAAUGACACAGUAAAUUCGUUGCUUUCUCUAAAAGUUAUACCUAUAUUCAAUGAGAAUGAUGCUAUCAGUACGCGGAGAGCUCCUUAUGAGGACUCUUCUGGAAUAUUUUGGGAUAAUGACAGUUUGGCAGCUCUUCUAGCUUUGGAAUUAAAAGCUGAUCUUCUAGUUCUGUUGAGUGAUGUAGAGGGUCUUUACAGUGGCCCUCCCCGUGAUCCAGAUUCAAAGUUAAUUCACACAUACAUUAAGGAGAGACAUGAGAGAGUUAUUACUUUUGGAGACAAGUCCAGGGUGGGAAGAGGGGGCAUGACUGCCAAAGUAAAAGCUGCUAUAUAUGCUGCUUAUGCUGACAUUCCUGUUGUCAUAACCAGGCUACCGCAAGAAGAAACUAACCUGCAAAAGACACAUAAGAAGAAACAAAAGGAGAAAAGUGGCUUUGCUGUUGAUAACAUCAUUAAAGUGCUGCAUGGGGAACGUAUCGGCACCCUCUUUCAUUGUGAUGCCAAUAAAUGGGCCUCAAUUGGAGAGAUUGAUGCUCGUGAGAUGGCAGUUGCUGCAAGGGAAUGUUCCAGACGGCUUCAGGCACUUUCUUCGCAAGAAAGGAGUAAAAUAUUGCAGGAUAUAGCUGAUGCAUUGGAAGCAAAUGAAAAGGCAAUCCUCGCUGAGAAUGAAGCUGAUGUUGUUGCUGCUCAACAGGCCGGGUAUGAGAAGUCUCUGAUAUCUCGGCUGGCUUUAAAGCAAGGAAAAAUUUCCAAUCUUGCAAACUCAGUUCGUGUGCUUGCUAACAUGGAUGAGCCCCUUGGUCGCAUUUUGAAAAGAACGGAGGUCGCUAAUGGAUUCAUCUUGGAGAAAUCAUCAGCUCCAUUAGGCGUUCUAUUGAUUAUUUUUGAGUCACGACCCGAUGCACUUGUACAGAUAGCUUCUUUAGCAGUUCGAAGUGGGAAUGGCCUCUUGUUGAAAGGAGGAAAGGAGUCCAAAAGAUCAAACGCCAUCUUACACAAGGUGAUUACCUCGGCCAUUCCUGUAACUGUAGGUGAAAGGCUUAUUGGACUAGUGACUUCUAGAGAAGAGAUCCCUGAAUUGCUUAAGCAUGACGAUGUGAUUGAUCUUGUUAUCCCAAGAGGUAGCAAUAAACUUGUUUCUCAAAUCAAGGCAUCAACAAAAAUUCCUGUUCUAGGCCAUGCUGAUGGAAUUUGCCAUGUUUAUGUUGACAAGUCUGCUGACAUGGAUAUGGCAAAGCGCAUUAUUGUGGAUGCAAAAACCGAUUAUCCUGCAGCCUGUAAUGCAAUGGAAACACUUCUUGUGCAUAAGGAUUUCACACAAAAUGGAGGUCUUAAUGACCUGAUUGUGGAACUUCAAACAAAAGGGGUUUCUUUGUUUGGUGGACCCAAAGCAUGCUCCCUGCUCAAGAUUCCAGAGGCACGUGCAUUUCAUCACGAAUAUAGUUCACUAGCUUGCACUGUGGAAGUGGUUGAAGAUGUAUAUGCUGCGAUAGAUCAUAUACAUCAGCAUGGAAGUGCCCACACUGAUAGCAUCAUUACCGAAGAUCAGGAAGUUGCUGAAGUGUUUUUACGUCAGGUUGACAGUGCUGCUGUAUUUCACAAUGCAAGCACAAGAUUUAGUGAUGGGUUCCGCUUUGGACUUGGUGCAGAGGUGGGCAUUAGUACUGGUCGUAUUCAUGCUCGUGGCCCAGUUGGAGUUGAAGGAUUGCUAACAACUAAAUGGCUUGCAAGGGGAUCUGGACAAAUUGUUGACGGUGAUAAAGCAAUUGUCUACAUCCACAAAGACCUUACUCAGCAGACGUGAGACUGGAAGCUGAUUGUCCAGUUGUGUAUUUAGGAAGAUCUUGUGUCGUGCUAUUGGAUGUGGGUAAAGCAGGUUUGGUGCUUACCAUAGAUUUUCUGUAUGUUCCAGCCAUGGAGACUGACUUGUGAUCAUUUGCAUACACAGGUCAAAAACUCUUAAUAUUAUUCUGUAUUAACAAAGUUCCGUUGUUGCAUAGGCUCUUACUUGCAGCCUAAUUUGUCUGGCAAAGGUUUCCAAUCAUAAUAAAAUUGAAAUGUGUAUUCCAAAUAAAAGAAAAAAAGUUACAUUAAUAUUUUCCUUAUAAAGGUAAUGGCCGGGGCAACUUGCCUACACCUCAA
Molecule: messenger RNA, 2674 nt
Organism: Solanum dulcamara
Lineage: Eukaryota; Viridiplantae; Streptophyta; Magnoliopsida; Solanales; Solanaceae
Product: delta-1-pyrroline-5-carboxylate synthase
Exons: 21
Coding region: 123-2336 (737 amino acids)
Cellular component (GO): cytoplasm
Molecular function (GO): ATP binding; glutamate 5-kinase activity; glutamate-5-semialdehyde dehydrogenase (NADP+) activity
Source: RefSeq, a predicted model, not a curated record